AUGAGAAGUGCUUGUCACGAUUUUGCCCCCCAAACAUCCUGCCACUUUAUUAGCAAAGUGUAUUCGGCUUUUUUACUUCUUUUAAUUUAUAAAGUUGAUCAGAUAACCAGUCUUGAUGCCGAAAUCAGAAAAGCAGCCGACAGCGCCCUCUCCCCAAGUAGCCUUCAAACCAAUCCGCAAGACGAAAAGCAAUUGCAAACAGGAAGUAUCGUUCCCGACGGUGGUCCACCGACAUCAAAACCAGGCGAAAAGACGACGAAUGAAGACAGUACUACCUCACGACAUCUUGAUCAGGGGUGGGCAUGGGUUGUCAUGGCGGCGGCCAUGAUGACUCAUAUCUUGACCUUCGGUUUGACCUACGCCAUGGUCGGGAUAUUCCAUGUUGAAUUGCUCGAGGAGUUUGAGAGAGGUGAUUCCGAUACAGCAUGGACAGGAAGCAUCCUUCUUGGAACGAUGUUAUGCUCAGGUCCCAUCACCAGUGUCUUGGUUGGUCGGUUUGGUGCCCAGGUUAUUGCAAUCGUCGGUGGUUUGCUGUCAUCAGCUGGACUCUGCCUUAGUGCCGCAGCGCCCUCUCUGGACUAUCUGUUCUUUACAUAUGGUGCUCUGACAGGUUUUGGAUUCGGUCUCUGUUAUCUACCCUGUAUCGUCAUGGUAGGUCGAUUCUUCGAGAAGCGUCGAUCUAUUGCUACAGGGUUCGUGGUCGCUGGUUCAGGUAUGGGCACAUUCAUGUUCGCUCCAAUCGUUCAGAUCAUUGUUGAAGAGGUUGGCUGGAGACACGCCUUUCUCAUCCUGGGUGCCCUAGAACUUAUUCUAUGUCUUUGUGGCGCUACAUACAUCCCCAAGCUUAUCCCAGAACGUCCAUCCCCUGAAGAUUACCAGAAGCAUCUCAGAGACCUUGAGAGACAGGAACUAGAGAUGAGUUUGAUGGAAGGGGACCACACUGAGCUGGACUCUAUUUUCUCGUUGAGCAGCUACCUUCCUGUUGGGAGCGUGAGUCAAGGUGUGAGUCGAAAUGUCAGCAAGAACGUAUCUGUGACAUCACUGUCGGGUCCAUCGAAACCAUCAGCCGAUUCCUCAGGAGAAAACAAGGAAUCUGAUACACUGAAUAUUCUAAGAGCGGGAACAGUCACCCCGUUGGGUAUCGCGGAGGACGCACGCACUUUGUCAAGCAUAAUACCUUACACGGCAGCAAUGGAUAUCUACUCUAAUAGAAUACCGUCAGCAUCUACCAUUGUAGUAGUGCCAGAGACCAUUCAGUCAGACAGACGUUGUGGGCGCUGUUUAUCACCAUUUUACAAAGUCUUGAGGCUACUCGAUAACCGUUUCCUGGUGGUGUUCGCCAUCUCCAACUUCAUCCUCUGUAUAGGUUACCAGUUACCAUACGUCUACUUUAAAGCGUACGCAAUCCGGAUUGGUGUCGGCGAGGACGAGUGGUCCUUCAUUCUGUCCGUCAUGGGGAUCAUGGAUACUCUCGGAAGGAUCCUCGUUGGCUUCGUGUUUGAUCGCAUCAUCGGAAAACAUCGGAGGAUGUUCGGUUACGUAUCGAGCUGCACACUAGCAGGCACCCUCCUGCUCUUGGUGCCAUUGGCUUCAGGAUACCUUAGCCUUGCUGUUCUUGCUUCUCUAUUUGCACUGAUUGCCGGUUCCACUGAUUCAUUGACUCCUGCCCUGCUUGUAGCCUUUGUAGGUUUAGACACUCUUGGAUAUUCCUUCGGGUUCGUCAUCGAGAUGCAGGGGCUGGGAUUCCUUCUAGGACCACCGAUGGCAGGUAAUGAUAAAUGA
Messenger RNA from Lytechinus variegatus (green sea urchin), 1782 nucleotides. RefSeq names its product monocarboxylate transporter 12-like. Bases 1 to 1782 code for a protein of 593 amino acids. NCBI's taxonomy places the organism in Eukaryota, Metazoa, Echinodermata, Echinoidea, Temnopleuroida, Toxopneustidae. Gene Ontology annotation, biological process: transmembrane transport; monocarboxylic acid transport. Gene Ontology annotation, molecular function: monocarboxylic acid transmembrane transporter activity. The transcript has 4 exons. The record is from RefSeq and is a predicted model, not a curated record.